UUAAACAAGAUACUAAUGCAUCGUGGGUUGAAACCAGUGAGUCUUGCUGCUCCUCAAAGCUACAGGAAUGUAUCAGAUAUGAUUGUUUUAGACAGUCAGUCUUCUCUAGGAAUAAGACUUGCUUUAAAAAUGCUGGUGGAAGAAACUGACCGACAGCAGAAAAUCAUUCAUCAGCUCCUGGAGGCUAAUCGUUGUCUUAGAGAUGAUAUACGACAGGAACGAAGUCGAGCAUCUCGACAAGAACAACGGGCUAAUGAUUUGGAAAACGUGGUAAAGAACAUUAAGUCCAAAAUUUGUCAGCUGGAAGAUGAAACAAUAGCUAAAGUUUGCCAGCAACAGAAUCAAGUCAAAGAACUUCAAAGAGAUCAACAGGUUUCACAGGCAAAGCAUCAACAGCAGCAGGAAAAGCUGCAAGAACAGGAAGAGAUUAUUGCUCAUUUGCAGAAGGAGCUGUGCAGAGUUGGGAGGGAGGAGCAACGUCGUGUUGCCACUCAAAACAAAAUGUUCUGUCAGUUUUGCAAAAGAGCUCCCAAGUCUCUUCUAGACCAGCAGUUCCUGUGUCUAAUUGAUUAUUAUGAAUCUCAAAUCAGUCAAAUAAAAAAGGAACUAAGGCAAUAUAAAAAAGAUCAAGACCAGGGACAGAAAGAAGUAAAAAGCAAGGAAGAAUUGUUAAAUCUGGAUGCUACUCCUAAUUAUAGAGCACUGCUCACGUCUUUCCAGAAACAACUUACUGAAGCAAAAACCAGGAAUGAACAGCUUUUGCUUGAAAAUGUACAUCUCAAGAAAGAUUUAGAAAUAAGACCAACUGCACAGGAAUUAAAACUUUACAAGCACCAAGUGAAGAAACUAGAGAAAACUUUAAAGAAAACUAUCCAAUCUUCUGGGAGUAGCAAUGGAGAAAGAACAGAAGAAAAGAAAGAACCUGAGAGUAUCACAGCUGCAGGAGUAGCUCAGCUGCAGGCGGUUUGCCAGCAGUACUUACAGGUUUUGUCCCAUAUUGAUUCUGUUUUACAAAGUCCAAGAGCUCCUCCAUUGCUAUACAGGCGCAGCAAAGGGCCAGUGCAAAGCUGCCUUAAAGAGAAUGGACAGCAAUGUGGUUUUGAGCACCUUCCACUUGCUAUAGAAAUGUGGGCAGAUCAGUUGAUGGCCCUAAAGGAUUUGCAUAGGUCCUUGAAAAAACUCUCGCUGGAAUUGCUGCCCUGGCACACUGCAGAUCCACCGGAUAACAGGGAAUCCAUACGAGUUGAAGACCUCCAGUUCAUAGUAGAUGCAAUUUUGGAAGAAAUAGAAAAUAAGGAAAAGAACAGCCAGACACCAUCCUUACCGACCCUGUCUGCAAUAGUCUCUCACUUCCAGAAGCUGUUUGAUGUGAAUUCUCUGAAUGGUGUUUACCCACGAAUGAAUGAGGUUUACACAAAGCUUGGGGAACUGACCAAUGCUAUGAGAAAUCUCCAUGAGCUCCUAGAACUAGACAGUUCAGCUCCACCCACUGUGGUAGUGGAUACUGUUGGGAAACUGUGUGACAUAAUUAAUGAGAACGUGACCAAGCAGGUACAGCAGCUUCUGGGGACCCAAGACAUCCACAGAAUAAUCAGUAAGUUAGAAGAACAUGAGUGCUUCUUUCCACCAUUUCAAGCUCUCAUUCAGGAUUUACUCCGUCUUCUAGAGAUCAGUAACCUGGAUGAUAUCUUACCUACUGUGCAAAAUCUGAAAUUGGCAGCUAGUUAG
Molecule: messenger RNA, 1728 nt
Organism: Indicator indicator
Lineage: Eukaryota; Metazoa; Chordata; Aves; Piciformes; Indicatoridae
Gene: CEP70
Product: centrosomal protein 70
Exons: 15
Coding region: 16-1728 (570 amino acids)
Biological process (GO): regulation of microtubule cytoskeleton organization; cilium assembly
Cellular component (GO): centrosome
Molecular function (GO): gamma-tubulin binding
Source: RefSeq, a predicted model, not a curated record